CCCUAUUCCUAACGUAGACCCUCAUGCAGUAUCUGUUACUGAGCAUCGAAUUCCUGUAAAUGCUGAGGCUGAGGGUAUAUAAGCUGGAACCUCCAGAAGCCUGGGUCACACCUCGACUAACUCCUUCGGUUUUUCACUCGCCUUAGACAAGCACAAGCUUAAUCAGAACCAGAACAAUGGCCGUUGCUGCUAUGCUCGCCGCAGCUGAUGUGGAUGCUGCUCUUGCUGCCUGCCAGGCUGCUGACUCCUUCGACUACAAGGCUUUCUUCGCCAAGGUUGGCCUGUCCGCCAAGUCCGCCGAUGACGUCAAGAAGGCUUUCGGCAUCAUUGACCAGGACAACAGCGGCUUCAUUGAGGAGGAGGAGCUGAAGCUGUUCCUGCAGAACUUCAAGGCUGAUGCCAGGGCUCUGACCGACAAAGAGACCAAGGCCUUCCUGUCUGCUGGUGACAGUGAUGGUGAUGGCAAGAUUGGAGCUGAAGAGUUUGCUGCUCUUGUAAAGGCUUAAAUUUUCAUCUGACCAAGACCCUUCCAAUACCAAGGAACCAGAACUCACGACAGCUCACACCUUUCUCAGCCGAACUUUUUUAUAUGAUCUAAUUUAUGACUGACUUUGGACAGUUGACUCAGUUUUGUGUCUGGAUGAGGGUACUGUUUGUGUUAGUUGGAUGUUGUAUUUCAAGCCCAUUGGCUUGUGCACAUGUACAAUCUUGAAUGCACUUCUGGGGAAGAGUGAAAAACGAGGAAUAAAUAUAGUUUUGGUGUAA
Molecule: messenger RNA, 765 nt
Organism: Cyprinus carpio (common carp)
Lineage: Eukaryota; Metazoa; Chordata; Actinopteri; Cypriniformes; Cyprinidae
Product: parvalbumin beta-like
Cellular component (GO): cytoplasm; nucleus
Molecular function (GO): calcium ion binding
Source: RefSeq, a predicted model, not a curated record